Messenger RNA from Hypoxylon fragiforme, 1375 nucleotides. Its product is annotated as lytic polysaccharide monooxygenase. Bases 334 to 1182 code for a protein of 282 amino acids. The transcript has 3 exons. Lineage: Eukaryota; Fungi; Ascomycota; Sordariomycetes; Xylariales; Hypoxylaceae. The record is from RefSeq and is a predicted model, not a curated record.
CAUGUUCGUAGAAUAGCCUCGAUAGAAACAUCCAUGAUUGUUUCAAAGGCUACCAACUGUCCGGAAAGGGCAGGUGUACCUUGUCUGAAGGAUCUAUAUCCGAUCGACCUAGUCAAGGAUAGGGGGGUAUGUUGCCCUACGCCAAACAGGCCUACAAUUACGGAUGGAGCUCCCCAUGAGCCCCUAUCAUUCUAAAUAGGUAUCGUCACCUCCAUUGCCGUGUAGAUAAAUAGUUCUAGCCACGCCUUAUUUUCUUGAUGAAUCCGGAGCCCUAAACAUCAGCAUAUUUCUUUCCUUCCUUCUUCAUUUCUAGUCAAUAUAUUAUAUCCCAAAAUGCCAUCUUUCAACACCACACUAUUGGCUCUGGCAGCCUCCCUCUCCUUGGUGUAUGGACACGGUCAUGUCCGUAGAGUCAUUGCUGACGGCGUAACCUACCCGGGAUUUGAGCGUUGGGAGAACCAAGACCAGAGCAAGGUAGUUACGUGGCACUUCACAACAGAAGACGAAGGCCCAGUUCCGAUCUCCAGCAUCAACAGCCCCGACAUCAUCUGCCACAACGGUGCUACCAAUGCUCAGGCCUCCGUCCCGGUAACUGCAGGAUCUCAGAUACAGGUCGUGCGUUUCAACACCAUUGGUGGAUUCGAACACCCAGGCCCUCAGAUCGACUACCUCGCGCCUUGUGGUGAUACUGGCUGUGCCAAUGUCGACAAGAACAACUUGAAGUUCUUCAAGAUCUUCGAGAAGGGCCUUGUUAAAGGCGGCAUGGCGGACAGCCCUACCUGGAACACGCAGAAGUGGGCCACCACUGAGGUACACAAGAACGUUCAGUCGGAGGGCGAAGGCUUCAUCGACACCUUCACCAUCACAAUCCCCCAGAACGUUAAGCCCGGCCCUUACGUCCUCCGCCACGAAAUCUUCGGUCUUCAUAGGGCCCACCUUGGCGACGCCGAGUUCUACCCUCAGUGCAUCAACCUUGAUAUCAAAGGGUCUGGUACCCAGCAGCCACAGGGAAUUCCUGCCACCCAGCUAUACAACAGCAAAGACGCAGGAAUCGACCUCGAUAUCUGGGUAGACCUUGAAUCCUACAAGGUUCCUGGCCCGGCGGUAUCCAAAAUCACGACGAAGCGGGAUAUCAUUGGGGAGAGCGCUGCUAGGCGACACCCGCGAGAUCUUCACCACUAGCCUAACUUAGCUGUCUAAAUUUGUUGCUUGAAGCUAUCCGUCACAUGUUCUUCGACGUUUGAGACGUUCAGGGGGAAAUGCUGCAAGUUGUACAUACCUACCUACUUUCAAGACUUUCUUCCAUGUUCGGAAUUCUAUUCUAUCUGUACAUACCUAGUUAUACUUGUCAUAAUUAACCAAGUACAUUCGUAAA